AUGAACGCAGUAUAUCUCCUAAUCUCCAUACUGACGAUCAAACUUGUUGAAAAUAUACACACGAGAGUAGUAAGAAACUUUUUAAACUGUCCCAUCCAGAUAAACAAACACAAAACCAUAAAAGUGCAAAGAUAUUGUAGAAGAAUAAAGCAAAGGAGUAACAAACUCUUCUUGUCUUUGUUUGAUGAGUACGAUGAAAAGUGCAUAAAGGCACUAAUUAUGGCCAGGGAAGUUGCAAAAAAUGAUCAUGAGAAAGAGAUUUUAUUGAAACAUUUGCUAAUCUCUAUUAUCAGAAUAGACUGUAAUUUAAUAGAACACAUUUUAAAAUUUUUUAAUGUCUCGCUAACGACAUUUUUAGAUAAAUUUAAUAUGGAAAUAAAUAAAACAGAAGAAGAUAAUGCUGGAAGUAGUGGCAAUGAUGAUGAUGAAAAUACCUCGGAGAAUCAAGACAACAAAAAUAGUUUAACAAGAAAAACAUCUCAUCAAUGUAGUGGACAUGAUCAAGUGAUAUCAAAAAAUCUUUUUCUUCCUUCUAACGAUACGAAUGAAGCAAACUUGAGAAAAGGAGAAACAGGACAUUUAGCUUAUGAUCAAGAUGAUGAUCAGAAAGUAGUGGAAAAUUUUAUCGAUAAACAUAUACAAGAUAUAGAGGAUAAAAUUAAUCAAUUGAAAAAUUUGGAGAAUGAAAGUAGUGACAUUUCAACAACUGAUGAUGUUAAAACUGAUAAGUCUCUUGAUCAAUUUAACGAAAGUGAUAACACAACAACUGAUAACAUCAUUCUUCAAGCAGCAAAUCGAGUUAUAGGUAGCCAUGGGAAUGAUCAAGAUUCCAUCGAUGAAAAAAUAAUCAAGUUGGAAAAGACAGAUUCAGAUGAAUUAUCUAGCGAAAAUUCAGAAAUAAGGUUUUCGCAGAACUGCAAACGGGUUCUUCAAAAUGCAGUGCUAGAAGCAAGGAGGAAAAAAAAAAUGUUCGUUAAUGUUACGGAUAUACUUAUCGCUCUUAUAAACAUGGCUGAAGAAAAUAAUAAUUGUGCAUUUUUAAAAUACCUAAAUGAGCUAAACAUAAGUGUAAAUAACUUGAAAAGCCAGAUAAUGAGCUACGAUGAGAGGAAUUCUUCCAUAUCAUCUAUAAAUAUGAAAAGAGAUACCACAGAUUGUAGCAAUGCACAUCUCAAUGUUCAUGAUACUUACAACGAAAGAAACAAUUACCAAAGUGAACAAAAUCACAACAUGAUGGAGAAAAACGGAGAAGAUCAAAGAAUGAGGAAUUCAGGCAAUGAACAUUCAAAUCGACACCUCAUGAAUAAUCUCAGUAAUGAUUACCUGAAUCAAACAAGAGAAUUCAAAAAUUAUGAAGAAAAUAAUAUUGUUCCAAACAGCAAAAUAAUAAACUCUUCUUUUAUCAAAGAUUGUCUCAUUGAUAUGGUACAAGCAGCAUAUGAAAAAGGGGAUGAGCAUUUUUUUGGGAGAAAAAAAGAAAUAAAAAGAAUAAUUGAAAUAUUAGGGAGAAAAAAAAAAUCGAAUCCAUUGUUAAUUGGAGAAAGUGGGGUCGGAAAAACAGCCAUUAUUGAACAUUUGUCAUAUUUAAUUUUAAAAGAUAAAGUACCAUACCAUUUACGAAAUUGUAGAAUCUAUCAACUUAAUGUUGGUAAUAUUGUAGCUGGAACCAAAUAUAGAGGAGAAUUUGAAGAAAAAAUGAAAUAUUUAUUAAACAACAUGAACAAAAAAAAAAAAAAUAUUCUCUUUAUAGACGAAAUUCAUGUAAUUGUUGGUGCAGGAAGUGGAGAGGGAUCAUUAGAUGCAUCCAACCUAUUGAAACCUUUUCUUUCUUCAGACAAUUUACAGUGUAUAGGGACAACAACAUUUCAAGAAUAUUCGAAAUAUAUCGAAUCGGAUAAAGCUCUUAGAAGAAGAUUUAAUUGUGUUCCUGUACAACCAUUCACAUCUAAAGAAACUCUCUUAUUAUUAAAAAAAAUUAAAUAUAACUAUGAAAAGUAUCACAACAUUUAUUACACGAAUGAUUCCCUAAAGUCAAUUGUUCUCCUAACGGAAGAUUACCUUCCCACUGCAAAUUUUCCAGACAAAGCUAUUGAUAUAUUGGAUGAAGCUGGUGCUUAUCAAAAAAUUAGAUAUGAAAUAUUUAUGCGUCAAAAGUUGAGAAAUGAGAGUCUUCGUAAGGCGGGAAAAGUCGGAGCUGAUAUGGAUGAAACUAAAGCUGGGAACGUAAAACCUGAUAGUGAUAAGUUAAGUAAAAAUGAACUGGAUAGAGGAAUGCCGAAUGAUGAACCUACUUCCAGUGAAAUAUUAAACAAAGAAUCCAACGAAAAUUUCGAGGCCGAAAAUUAUAUCGAAAAUAUGCACAUGAAGUAUGUGACAUCAGAUGUUAUUGAAGACAUUGUGAGUAAGAAGUCAUCUAUUUCUUACAUCAAAAAAAACAAAAAAGAAGAGGAAAAAAUAAUGAAAUUGAAGGAGAAAUUAAACAAAGUAAUAAUAGGACAAGAAAAAGUAAUCGAUGUAUUAUCCAAGUAUUUAUUUAAAGCCAUUACAAAUAUAAAGGAUCCGAAUAAACCCAUUGGUACACUACUACUAUGUGGGUCAUCCGGUGUUGGAAAAACAUUAUGUGCUCAAGUCAUAUCAAAAUAUUUAUUUAAUGAAGACAAUUUAAUUGUAAUAAAUAUGAAUGAAUAUAUAGAUAAGCAUUCAGUAAGUAAGUUAUUUGGCAGCUACCCAGGUUAUGUAGGUUACAAAGAAGGUGGAGAAUUAACAGAAAGUGUAAAGAAAAAGCCAUUUUCUAUCAUCCUUUUUGAUGAAAUUGAAAAGGCACACAGUGAAGUUUUACAUGUUCUUCUCCAAAUAUUGGAUAAUGGAAUUUUAACAGAUUCCAAAGGAAAUAAAGUUUCAUUUAAAAAUACCUUUAUCUUUAUGACAACGAAUAUAGGAUCAGAUAUAAUUACUGACUAUUUCAAGUUGUAUAAUAAAAAUUAUUCAAAUUUAGGUUUCAGAUAUUACCUCAAAAAAAGGAAAAAAGGGGAAGAAGCAAAUCUCGCCCCUUCCUCCAUAGGGGAAAAUCAACAAAACUUUGAAAAAAUUACAAAUGAUAAAAUGAACGAAAGUAAUGUUGAUUUAAGUUCUACCAAUUCUACCACUAAGGCGAAAGAUUACAAAACUUACCAGGUAGAGAACCCCGUGAAUCUACCAUAUAACCGAUCGAGUGAUAGUUACGAAAUUUUUGAAGAAAAACUACGAACUAAUAAGUGGUAUGAUGAAUUACAACCAGAAAUAGAAGAAGAACUGAAAAAGAAAUUUUUACCAGAAUUUUUGAACAGAAUAGAUGAAAAAAUAAUUUUCCGACAAUUUCUCAAAAGAGAUGUUAUUAACAUUUUCGAAAAUAUGACUGGAGAUUUGAAAAAAAGAAUUAAAAAAAGGAAAAAUCUCAAUCUAGUUAUUGAUAAAGAAGUAAUUAACUAUAUUUGUAGUGAUGAUAAUAAUAUAUACGAUAUGAAUUUUGGUGCUAGAUCAAUUAGAAGAGCUUUAUAUAAAUACCUAGAAGAUCCAAUUGCUUCAUUCUUAAUUUCGAAUUUAUACGAACCAAAUGACACCAUUCACAUAACACUAUCAAAUGAUAAUCAAAUAAAUGUACAUUUGCUGAAGACUUCCAUUCAGCAACUUGUUUCCUAA
Molecule: messenger RNA, 3678 nt
Organism: Plasmodium gonderi
Lineage: Eukaryota; Apicomplexa; Aconoidasida; Haemosporida; Plasmodiidae
Product: ATP-dependent Clp protease
Exons: 1
Coding region: 1-3678 (1225 amino acids)
Biological process (GO): cellular response to heat
Cellular component (GO): cytoplasm
Molecular function (GO): ATP hydrolysis activity; ATP binding
Source: RefSeq, a predicted model, not a curated record